This is a messenger RNA of Trichechus manatus latirostris (Florida manatee), 4158 nucleotides long. RefSeq names its product coiled-coil domain containing 71 like (gene CCDC71L). The record is from RefSeq and is a predicted model, not a curated record. Bases 12 to 707 code for a protein of 231 amino acids. Lineage: Eukaryota; Metazoa; Chordata; Mammalia; Sirenia; Trichechidae. The transcript has a single exon.
AGCGGCCUCCGAUGCGGCGCGGCGUGAAGAGGCGGCGGCGCCGUCCCCCGGCGGCUCCGGUCACGGCCGGCCGGGGCGGCAGCCUUAGGGCGGGAGGAGGGGCCGGACUGGAGGCGCGGGAGGAGAAGGUGGUGUACUCGCGGUCGCAACUGUCGCUGGCCGACAGCACCAAGGCGCUGGGCGACGCCUUCAAGCUGUUCAUGCCCCGCAGCACGGAGUUCAUGAGCUCGGACGCGGAGCUCUGGAGUUUCCUCUGCAGCCUCAAGCACCAGUUCUCCCCGCACAUCCUGCGCAGCAAGGACGUCUACGGCUACUCCUCCUGCCGAGCCCUCGUCCCCGACCCCCCGCCGCCCCCCGCCGCCCGCGGCCAGAAGCGCAGGCCGGCUCCGGGCGCUGCGGCCAGGAGGAGGCGCCGCGGAGCCCCGGCGGCCGCCACCCGCAGGAGGAAACCCCCGCCGCCGCCGGUCCCCGAGGAGAGCUGCCCGGCCAAGCCCGUGGUCCCCGGGCCCUGCUUCGGGGGCCGCACCCUGGAGGAGAUCUGGAGGGCAGCCACCCCGACGCUGACCACCUUCCCCACCAUCCGCGUCGGCAGCGACGUGUGGGGCGAGCGCAGCCUGGCGGCGGCGCGGCGCCGAGCACGCCAGGUCCUGCGAGUGAACCUGGAACCCGUGGUGAGGCUCCGUCGCUUCCCCGUGCCCCGGGCGUGAGACGCGACCCUGAGGACGCCUCCUGCUGGCCGCGCCCGGCCCGCAGAGGCACGGCCUCCCGCCCUGCGCCGCCCCCUCCGACGGCACCGUGGCCGCCCACCUUGGGACGGAGCUUCCGCCUGGAAGAAUGAACAAGUGUCGGUCGAGUGUUUACAGAUCCGGCCAGGACACUGUCCCCUAGUGCACUUUACGGGCGAAGAAGUCACCAGAUGAUUUUCCUUGCCGCGCGCUCCCAGGAUGCGGCGCCGCCGUCUGGGACUCCGAGGCAGGUGUGUCCUCUACUGCCUCCCCGCACAGGGUCUGCGGAGGGAGGAGACAGCUGGACCCGCUGGGGAGGUUCCUUUUCUUCCUAAUCCUAGACUGAGACGUCUCCAGGACUAUAGGGCAGAUCCGUUUUCUCCCUUUUGGACUCUACCUCACUGGUCUGGAAGUCCUCUGAAGAAAUCAUUAUUUUUCCAAAGGAAUUUGGUUUCGUGCUUGUGUAAUAAAGCCAGAUUUUAUUUUCUUUUUAUCCUCCCCUCCGUUUUCUUUUUGACUGCCACCCCUCUUUCUGGACGAAAUCUCGAACAUAUUUUGUGAUGUUGCACUAGCUUGUGCUCAGGGUAUUCUGAAUCCCACUCGUUCCCUAAAUUUUACUGGAUUCCAAAGCUUUGACCAAGGAUAUUUUUUACGCUGUUCAGGCUUAUGACUGUUAAUAGUGCAAGGAUUUCUAUGGCUUUGAAUUGCAUGGGCUCAGUGAUUACAAACAAAGAGAUGUAAAGUACAACUGUUUAAACGUUUUUAAGGUAUUUGUUAAGAUUUUAUAUUGAAAUUUAAUGUUUAUAUUUACUGAGCUUCUAAAGAAAAUGGUAGAAUACUCAAAGUUUAGGGAAAAUUGACUUGUGAAAUUCUUUUUAAUUGAAUAAAACCACAUAGCUUGUAAUAAAAUAAUGAAUUGUAAAGAACUGGUGUUGGUUACAGGGAUGAAUGAAAACUAAUUGGAGAUGAUUUGGCCUCCACGUAAUGGUCCAAAUACAAAUCCAGCAAUAUUAUUUCAAGGGUGAUUUAUUUCAAAAUGGGAAUUACAUAUGAAAAAUGAAUGUGUGUAAACGUGUUUAAAAUGAUAAACAGAAUACCCAUUAGAAUUCUCAGAACUGAUGAUGACCUAGAGGGGUGGAGACAUUUCUUGAUAUCAAAUUACUUGUUGAACUUUCUUUGAGCAGAAUAGAUCUCUUUUUCUUUUCUUCCUUGUUUCUGUUGUUGGAUAACAAGAAAUGUCCAGAGUAGUGUUCAUCACUUUUGUAAACAUCAUGACAAUUGGUUGACUUUUUUGUUCCAUGAAUUUCCCUUUUCAUCUUCUUUCCAUUCACAAUUAUGUUUGCGGUUAUAGGUCUUUGUUUGACAGCUGAAGACUACAGGAAUCAAGCAGGCAAGCCACACAGAGUACUGACCCUUCUUUUACACUUUUAUAGUAGUGUUUAUACUAUAUGGCCCAGUGUGGAAUUCUUGAUUAUCCAAGUGCCUUUGGUCAUUGGUGGUAGCAAGACUUAAUGGUUUUUAGCCAGUGGUGCCACAGCCAGCUUUUACUGCAAUACCUAAAGGGUCAAGUAGUGUUUUUGUACCACUAUUCUUUCAAAUUGAAGUAUUCUGCCAUGGAAGAAUCCAUACCGGGCUGGAACUUGGCAUAUGAAAUCCUCAGUACUGAGGUUUAUCUCUGCUUGGCAGCUUCUUAGGAAAAUAAUGAGAGUUGGAAUUUUGACUCUUGUGUUCCCAGAAUUCAAAUGGCAUAGCUUUCUGAAAUGAAUCUUUCAAGUUUAAUAGUCCAUAGUAGGGGUUUUGUGACUUUAAUUUCAGUGUUCUUGUUUUGUAAAAGAAAUAUAUAUAUGACUUUAUGCCAGUUUCCCAGUAAGCCUCAUAGUCGUUCAUUCACUACUCAAUGCAUUGUUACAAACACUGUCACAUGAGUAAAUAAAAGCCAAUAAUUAGAAGAUGGAGAGUGUUAUAUUUGUGUUAUAGAAGUUUAGAUAUAUUCUUUUGGUUAUUAGCUUCCAUUGCCAGUUGUAUUUCAGAUACAUAGGGUUUUCUUCCCAACAAUAUAUUGUUAACUUUUAUAGCUAACUAGCACCUGGAAAAAAUAUGUAUUUGUACCACUUCACUAUUGUAUAUAGUUUUAUAUAAUUAAAAAAUAAAUCCUAUUGCCAUAUUAGAAUGUAAUCUCAACAUGCAGCUUAUCUAGAUAGUUUCCCAGAGGAUUUAAAAAUUAGACUUAACUGGGAGGAUAACUUUGCUCGGCACACGACUGAAACGUAACCAUUGACACCAUGCAUUUAUUUUGACUGAAAUUCUUGACAUUUUUUCCUCCUGCCUUGUUACUUCAGUGCACUUGAACUCAUAUAAAUGCUUGUUUGGAUUAUUUGGGCUGUCUGAUUACAGUUUGGAUCUGAUUGCUCAUCCUGAAUUCAAUGUUAUUUAUCUGGUCUAUAAAAAAAUCAUGCCAUUUCAACUUUGUGAAAUAAGAUGUAAAAAAAAAAAUUUUUAUUUUUGCCAAGUUUUCCUUAGCAAAACCUAUGUUACAACUUCUGAAAUGUGAAGGAACACGUAAUAUAGUUGAUGAGUAUAUUAAUAGUAAAGCGAAUAUUUUAUGGGUACUUUGGGCAGAAUGUGAAAAGAAACUUGGCACAGUGGCCUUGAUAGUGAGGCAUCCAUUUACUGUCCUCUAAAGUGAGUCUGUAGCUUAGCCUGUAUAGUUUGUAAAGAAAUCCCAUGACCUUUAUUCGUUCUCUUGCCUUCUCUUAUAUCUCGUAUGGCACAAGUUAGGGGGAAGCUAGGAGGAAAUGUAUCACCUUGCUAUGCGUUUAUUUUAUUUUCAACUCUUGAGUGCCUAAAUGUGGUUACUGGCACCUCAGACAACCUUUUGAGAUUCCUGAUGUCAUUUUUUAUCCUCCUUCCUGUCAACCAGCAACUUAUUUUUCUUAUUAAAACCAGUAAUGUCAUAAUUGUUGAGGGCAAGCUUCAUUGUUGAUAGUGCAAAGUGUUGCUGUUGUGGUGUGUAUUUAUUUUGUCCAAGUUUGAGUACCCUAUUGGACAAGUGAGUGUGACUUAAGCUGGUGGCUGACACCUAUUGAUUUGCUAUGUGCAAAUGAUAGUACUAUUUUUCUGCAAACUCUUCAAUAAAGAAGCUUUUAAAAUAUUUGAAUACAAAAAAAGGAGCAAUUUUGAACUCAAGGGUUUUUUUUUUGUUUGUUUUAAGGGUUGCCGCAGCACUCUUUAAAUUGGUGGUUUUUAAUGAAUAUAUAUACGUAAUAUUUACUUUAUUUGUGUGUUUAAAAUAUUUUUUGAUAGACUGUAAUGUCUUAAGUGCAUUGGAAGGCAAGUGUUUGUAAUGGAACUGAAGUGUUUUCCCUGGACAGUUUGAUGUGCAUAUGAUUACGAUUUACAAUCUGGUUGUACUUUGCUUUUUAACUUAUUGACU